GUUUCUAUAAAACAAAAAAAGUUUUCUUAAGUUGUCAUUCAUUAAUUGAACAAAAUUGUUAAGUGAAUCUACAAAUUGUAAUUAAAAUAAUCUUAUUAAUCACAAAAUUCAGACAAUAUGGAAAUGCCAAUACAAAUAUCAAAUGAAUUGGAGAAACGUAUAUCGGAUGCAUUUUGCAUCUUUGAUCAUCAUGGUGAUAAGACUAUAGAUGUUAGAGAAGUGGGCACGGUAUUACGUUUUCUGGGUUGUGUGCCUACCGAACAAGAGAUUAAUGAGAUAAUAACAGCCACCGAAACAGAAGAUUCUAGUGGAGAAGUUCAUUUGACAAGAUUCUUGCCACAUGUGUCGCAAUUGUUGGCAGAGCAUAAAAUGGAACCUGCUGAACCAGAAAAACUAUUGGAAGCUUUUCACGUUUUGGAUCCCGAAAAUCGUGGCACUCUCACUAAGGAAUACUUUGGUAAACUAAUGAUGGAAGAGGGCGAACCUUUCACCCAAGAGGAACUAGAUGAAAUGAUGGCUGUUGCCGUAGAUCCCCUAACUGGUCUAAUACCUUAUGAAUUUUAUUUAAAUCAAUUAAUGCACCGUCCCAAUAAUUCUAUUUAUGAUAUUGCGGAUAAAAUUAAAGCCGAAUCACAAUUUAAAAAUACUGGAAAUACCAGGCAAACUAUAAGAAAUAUUAAAUAAUAAACAAACCUAUUUUUGUAUACUUUUUUAGGUUUAUUUGUAAAUCGACACAAAGGAAAGAUAUUUUAAAUAAAUUUAAACAGUGAAAUAUGAUAUAAA
Molecule: messenger RNA, 783 nt
Organism: Calliphora vicina (urban bluebottle blowfly)
Lineage: Eukaryota; Metazoa; Arthropoda; Insecta; Diptera; Calliphoridae
Product: dynein regulatory complex protein 8
Exons: 4
Coding region: 118-684 (188 amino acids)
Molecular function (GO): calcium ion binding
Source: RefSeq, a predicted model, not a curated record